AUGAAGCCACCAACAUUCCAGGAAGGUCUUGAGCCACUGAAGGCCGAAGCAUGGGUCCUAGAAACUGAAAAACUGUUUGAAGUAUUUCCAUGUACAGAGGAACAUAAGGUGUUAUCGGCUACUUUUACUUUACAAGAAGAGGCUAGGCGGUGGUGCAUGCUUAUUCGUGAUACAAACAAUGUUAUGACUUGGGCUCAGUUUAAAGAAGCUUUUUAUGAGAAGUAUUUCCCUCAGUGUGUCCGAGACCGCAAAGUGACUGAAUUUGAACAACUGAAACAUGGCACCAUGUUAGUAGCUGAAUAUGAAUCUAAGUUCACCAAGGUUGCCCGAUACGCACCACACAUGGUGGAUACCGACUAUAAAAAGGCUAGAAAGUUUGAAGGUGGGCUUAAUGUGGAAAUACUCGAUAGAAUUAAUGUCUUGAAAUUACUCAAGUAUGUGGAUGUCCUUGAUCAAACGAUCAUAGCUAAGGCAAAUGUUGCAGCAUUGAAACAGUCUAAGGCACCGGUGACUUAA
This is a messenger RNA of Camellia sinensis, 516 nucleotides long. Lineage: Eukaryota; Viridiplantae; Streptophyta; Magnoliopsida; Ericales; Theaceae. The record is from RefSeq and is a predicted model, not a curated record.